GUCAACUUUUUGCUUUUAUUGUGUAUGCGCAUCUCAUUUUACUAUGACCAUAUUUGUAAUCCGAGCUCAGUCCAGAGCCGUAGUGGGAACAUUACGAAUCUACAUUCUACUCGUCUUGUUUACCUUACAGAUAUGCUUCAAAUGCUUAAGAAAGCAUUCUCCUUAAAAAAAGCAGUGUUUUUUUCGAAAUGUAGGCUAAGUUCUUCCGUAAAAGAAAAUGGUAGUUUGGAAAAUAAAACCAGUAAUCCAAGUGUCUUAAAUUUUGAGAAUAUUCCGGGCCCUAAAAGUUAUCCUGCAGUUGGGACAUUGUACAAAUAUUGGCCGUGCAUUGGUGAAUACAAUAUAGAGGCAAUAGAUAAAGCUGCAUGGCUCAACUGGCGGAAGUACGGCGGUCUUGUCAGAGAGGAGCCUGGUGUGAAAUUGCUUCACCUCUUUGAGCCAGAUUUGAUUGAAAGCGUGUUUCGCCAGAAAGAACGGUACCCAGCAAGGAGGAGUCAUGUCGCCAUGCAAUAUUAUCGUGUUGGCAAACCACAUGUUUAUAACAAUGGUGGUCUUCUUUCAACAAAUGGUCCUGAUUGGUGGAGGAUAAGAAGUGCUUUUCAAAAAAAAUUCUCUAGCCCACAAAACGCUAAACAAUACGUUCAAGAAGUUGACAAUAUUGUUAAAAGAUUCAUUGAAUGGAUCCAGCAUGAUAGAAUAUCUCAUCAUGAAGAUUUUUUACGACGUUUGAAUCAAUUGUUUCUGGAAGUCAUAGGAAAAAUUGCUUUCAACGAAGAUUUUCAAAGUUUUUCACCACAAGAGCAGGAUCCAAAAUCUCGGAGUAGUAAAGUUAUUGCUGCCGCUUUCGGUUCCAACAGUGGCAUUAUGAAACUCGAUAACGGGAUCAUGUGGAGGUUCUUUAAAACGCCUCUGUACAGAAAACUUGUCAAAUCUCAGGAAUAUUUAGAAAAAAUAUGCAUGGAUAUACUACUAAACAGAAUAAAUUUUUACGAGAAAGAAAAUGAUGAUGCUGAAAAAUCAUUGCUGGAUGCAUUUAUUAGGUUGCCUAAUAUAGAUAUGAAAGAUUUAAUUGGUGUCAUGGUGGAUAUUUUAAUGGCAGCAAUAGACACGACCUCUUAUUCUACGAGUUUUGCUUUAUACCAUAUGGCACAAAACCAAGAAUGCCAAAACUUAUUUUUCGAAGAAGUGUCAAAGCUUCUCCCUACAGAAGAGACUGAAGUGACUGCUGAUCUUUUAUCGAAAGCGGUGUAUGUUAGAAGCUGCCUUAAAGAAAGUCUACGUCUGAAUCCCGUCUCUAUAGGGGUAGGGAGAGUUUUACAGAAUGAAAUGGUAUUGAAGGGAUUUAUGAUACCUAAGGGGACGGUGAUAGUGGCUCAAAACAUGGUGGCGUCUCGAUUGCCACAAUAUUUUAAGGAUCCAUUACGCUUCAAGCCUGAGAGAUGGAUUCGUGAUUCAGAAAAUUUUGAAAACAUUCAUCCAUUUUUAAGCUUGCCUUUUGGAUUUGGCCCCCGUUCGUGCAUAGCGAGACGUUUGGCUGAACAAAAUAUGUGCAUCACUUUAAUACGGUUGAUUCGAAAAUAUAAAAUUACAUGGAUGGGAGGUGAACUCGGUGUAAAGACUCUGUUAAUUAACAAACCUGAUCAACCGAUUUCCUUAUCUUUUACUCCUAGAUUUUUAUAAAUAAAUAAAAUUAACCACCAA
Molecule: messenger RNA, 1701 nt
Organism: Maniola jurtina (meadow brown)
Lineage: Eukaryota; Metazoa; Arthropoda; Insecta; Lepidoptera; Nymphalidae
Gene: dib
Product: cytochrome P450 302a1, mitochondrial
Exons: 8
Coding region: 25-1680 (551 amino acids)
Molecular function (GO): oxidoreductase activity, acting on paired donors, with incorporation or reduction of molecular oxygen; iron ion binding; monooxygenase activity
Source: RefSeq, a predicted model, not a curated record